Molecule: messenger RNA, 1939 nt
Organism: Sphaeramia orbicularis (orbiculate cardinalfish)
Lineage: Eukaryota; Metazoa; Chordata; Actinopteri; Kurtiformes; Apogonidae
Gene: rbmx2
Product: RNA binding motif protein X-linked 2
Exons: 6
Coding region: 61-1305 (414 amino acids)
Biological process (GO): mRNA splicing, via spliceosome
Cellular component (GO): precatalytic spliceosome; catalytic step 2 spliceosome; U2 snRNP
Molecular function (GO): RNA binding
Source: RefSeq, a predicted model, not a curated record
CGGAAGUCUCUGAGUGGAGCUGUCCGUUUCCAUCUUCAGUUUAAUCAACGUCAGUUCACCAUGAAUCCGUUGACGAAGGUGAGGCUGAUCAAUGAGCUCAACGAGCGCGAGGCCAACCUUGGGGUCAAUGAGACAGUGUCAUGGCACACAGAGUAUAAAGACAGCGCCUGGGUAUUUGUUGGUGGGUUUCCGUAUGAGCUGACGGAGGGUGACAUCAUCUGUGUCUUCUCUCAGUACGGAGAGAUCGUCAACAUCAACCUGGUCCGAGACAAGAAGACGGGGAAGUCGAAAGGUUUCUGCUUCAUCUGCUACGAGGACCAGAGGAGCACCAUCCUGGCAGUCGACAACUUCAACGGCAUCAAGAUUAAAGGUCGGACCAUCCGGGUGGAUCACGUUAAAGAUUAUCGACCGCCCAAAGACUCGGAGGACAUGGACGACAUCACCAAACAACUGAGAGAGGAAGGCUGCGCUCCGAAAGCCCCGGAGUUGUCAUCCUCCUCCUCCGAUGAAGACGAUCAGUACGUCAUCCCUCUGAAGAAGGUCAAAAAAGAUAAGAAAGAGAAGAAGAAGAAAAAGAAGAAAGAGAAGAAGAAGGAGAAAGAGAAAGAAAAGGAAAGAAGCAGCCGGGCGGCGCACUCCUCCUCUUCAUCACCUUCUCCUCCUCUUCCUCCUCCUGCUGCUGUCAGGGUUAAAGAGGAAAAAGAAGAUGCCGGCUAUGACAAGUACAACCAGAGGGGGGCGCCAAAGGGAAGAGAACAGAACGGACAGAGGACGAGGGAAGACGAGAGAGACAGACAGAGACAGACAGACGGAGACGAGAGACGCAGAGACGCAGAAAGAGACGUAGAAAGAGACGAUAGAAGACGAGACACAGAAAGAGACGAGAGACGAAGAGACGCAGAAAGAGACGAAAGACGAAGAGACGCAGAAAGAGACGAAAAACGAAGAGACGCAGAAAGAGACGAAAGACGAAGAGACGCAGAAAGAGACGAAAGACAAAGAGACGCAGAAAGAGACGAAAGACAAAGAGACGAUAGAAGACGAGAUGUAGAAAGAGACGAAAGACGAAGAGACACAGAAAGAGACGAAAGACGAAGAGACACUGAAAGAGAUGAAAGACGAAGAGACGCAGAAAGAGACGAUAGAAGACGAGAUGUAGAAAGAGACGAUAGAAGACGAGACAUAGACAGAGAUGAUAGAAGAAGAAAUGAUAGAAGAGACGUAGAAAGAGACGAAAGAAUAAGAGACUCAGACAGAGACGACAGAAGAAGAGACAUGGACAGAGACCGGUACCGUAAACACUGACAGUCUGUAGAAACCUGCUGACAACGUUUGGUCCAGUUUGUUCAGUUCUGAUCUGUGUUUUGUGUUUUUUUGAGUUUAUCUGAAUAUCACACAUGUACCAUUAAAUCAUUCUGAGUUAAUAGUGGCAGUUAAAGCUGCAGUACUUGAUAUUUUCAGUAUCACCAGGCAAAAAUUUGUAUGUAUAUUAUGGUUCAAGUGUUCUGACAGAAAACACGAUUUUUUUUGCUCUGUUUUCAUUUUGUGGAAAAUCUGCUCUGUGAUUGGUGGAUUUAUCCGCCUUUAGGUAUUUUCAAACAAGUGAAUUUCCUUCUGAAAUAAACAAAAUAUGUCUUAAAAAUGUGCAACGAUUCAGUAAAAAACCUAAAAACAGGCACACAUUUCUAACACAUGAUGCUUCAGAAGAAAAUUCAUGUCACAGUUUUAGUGUUUGUGCUCAUUUUUCUAUGAAUUUUCCGUAACAGCAGAUCGGAGGUAGUUAAUAAACACUCCAUUAGAAACUGGAAACUUUUUAUUAUAAGAUUAGCAGAUACUUUUCUUCAGUUACCUGUAAUGUGAUGCAGAAUAAUUGUAUUAUUCUUGUGAAAUGUUUGUAUUGUCUUUAAGAAUUUUGUAAUAAAAUGUUUUCAGACCAGUU